Messenger RNA from Eurytemora carolleeae, 2163 nucleotides. RefSeq names its product probable protein disulfide-isomerase A4. Lineage: Eukaryota; Metazoa; Arthropoda; Copepoda; Calanoida; Temoridae. Bases 45 to 1952 code for a protein of 635 amino acids. Gene Ontology annotation, biological process: response to endoplasmic reticulum stress; protein folding. The record is from RefSeq and is a predicted model, not a curated record. The transcript is spliced from 19 exons. Gene Ontology annotation, cellular component: endoplasmic reticulum. Gene Ontology annotation, molecular function: protein disulfide isomerase activity.
UGUUCAGGGAGAAUGACGGAGAUCUUGAAUCAGAUGUUAACCCUAUGAAGGCCCCUCGGGGUAACUACAAUAUAAUAAAGGAUGAAGAAGUUUAUGUUCUAACCAGAGAUACGUUUGCAUUUUUCGUGAAAAACAGAGACUUAGUAUUGGUUGAGUUCUAUGCCCCCUGGUGUGGGCACUGUAAGACCCUGGAGCCGGAAUAUGCUAAAGCUGCGAAAGAACUCUUAAAAGAAGGAAUACCCUUAGCUAAGGUUGAUGCUACUAAAGAGGGUGAGCUCGCUAAAGAAUAUUUUGUCCAAGGAUUCCCAACAUUAUUACUCUUCAAGAACGGGAAUAAGGUCGAAGACUAUACAGGAUCCAGGACGUCUGGUGAAAUAGUUGAUUAUAUGCGUAAACAGGCAGAUCCUAACUGGAGCCCUCCACCUAGUGUCAUUCUUACCUUAUCUCAGGAUAACUUCACGAAGGUGGCGAAGACGAAGGACUUGAUGUUGACGAUGUUCUACGCCCCGUGGUGUAAACAUUGUAAACAGCUUGAACCUGAGUUCGAGGGAGCUGCGCAGGAACUGCAGGAGUGGGGGAUUGUACUCUCUAAGGUUAAUAAAGAAACUACACAACUGGAAGCUACUGUAGUUGGUUUCUUCAAAGGCAAAUCUGAUUUGUUUGAUGAAUACCUGGUCGCCGCGAACGAGAUGAGAGGUCUUUUCAGAUUUCUCCACACUACUGAUACUGAUAGGUUUCUCCACACUACUGAUCCUGAUAGAUUUCUCCACAAUACUGAUACUGCUCUUUAUUUAGAUUUCUCCACACUACUGAUACUGAUAGGUUUCUCCACACUACUGAUACUGAUAGAUUUCUCCACAAUACUGAUACUAUUUCUCCACACUACUGAUACUGCUCUGGCUAAAGAGUUUGGAUUCCCUCCUGAUACAGUAACAGUUUUCCAACCUGAGAUCUACCAUUCUCCGUAUGAGAACAAGACGUUCUCGUUCACCAAGAAGUCUGGGACAUACAAGGAGAUCAUUCAGUUCGUCAGGAAAAGUUCAAUUCCUCUGGUUGGGCAGAGAACUCGAACUAAUCUUCAUAAAUACAGUGAGAGACCUCUUAUUGUUCUCUAUUAUGAUGUUAAUUUCGAUCAUCAGUUCGUCAAGGACACCCAGUUUGUCCGAGAGAAAGUUCUAAAAGUGGCAAAAUAUUUUAUAGAUUCCAAUCUACGAUUUGCUCUCAGCAAUGAGGAAGAGUUUGAGGAUGAACUUAAAGCUCUUGGUUUAGAAGAUUCUGGAGCUGACGUUAAUGUUGCCUGCUAUACAGAUAAACAGAAGUUUAGGAUGGCAGUGGAGGAAGAUUUUGAGCCUGAGAGCCUGGGCAACUUUGUGGAAGGACUCCGGACUGGCAAGGUUAAACCGUUUAUGAAAUCUCUACCAGUUCCCAAGCGGCAAGACAGCAUUAUUAGAAAGAUUGUUGCGGACAACUACGACGAAGAGAUCCAUAUGGUGAAGAAGGAUGCAGUUCUCUUCUUCUAUGCGCCCUGGUGCGGGCACUGCAAGGAGAUGGACCCGGUUUUGAAAAAAGUUGCGAAAAAAAUUACAAAGACUAAUGAGAAUAUCGUCUUCGGCAAGAUUGAUGGGACAGUGAAUGACAAACCGUACAUGUUUCCCAACCUAAAGGGAUAUCCUUCUUUGUUCUUCAUUUCUGCUUACGAGAAGUAUGAUCCUAUUCUUUACCAAGGAGACAAGAGUUACAAAUCUGUCAAGGACUGGAUCAAUAGGCAUUCCAGCAUAUUCUUGACAGAUGAUGAGAAGAACGGAGAUGUAUCUCUGGAUGAUGAUGAACUACCAGAACUACCGGAAACUAUUGAAAGUUUUCAGACUGAGAAUAUUGAAGAGUCAAUGAAGAAGAAACCUGAAGAGAUCGUUGAAGAUGAAACCGAAAAGAACCCAAAGGAUGAACUGUGAUUGAUUAGUAACCUAAAAUUCUCAAAGUAUUAAUUAAUACUUGACAAGUAUAGUUUAAAGUAUAGUAUAAAGAGCUUCUUCCAAAUGAAAUUCUAAUUCCGGAAACAAAUUAAAUCAUCUAUGUAUUCUUUUCUUAAAAUAUUUUAUGUAUUAUAUAUAUGAAUGAAUGGGAUGAAUGAUUAUUGAAAUAAACUCAACUUUGUUCUUUAAA